Molecule: messenger RNA, 590 nt
Organism: Procambarus clarkii (red swamp crayfish)
Lineage: Eukaryota; Metazoa; Arthropoda; Malacostraca; Decapoda; Cambaridae
Product: GSK3B-interacting protein-like
Biological process (GO): regulation of canonical Wnt signaling pathway
Cellular component (GO): cytoplasm
Molecular function (GO): kinase regulator activity; protein kinase A binding
Source: RefSeq, a predicted model, not a curated record
UAGGCGUGAUAGCUCAGUGGCCCUGCCCCAGCCUGCCACAGUAUCAACACAGCGGCCCCACACCACCACCACCACCACUACCACUACCCUCACAGUACCUCUGCCACGCCCACUGGUAGUACGUUGUGAGCCUUGUGAGCCGCACUAACUCUAGAGCAUGCGUUCUCUUCUUGUAUGUUACGAGUAUUAAUUAAAAUGAUGCAUUGAUACAACACUAGCAUGAGUAUUGGAGCAUGGAGGACCAAGAGGAGCGUUUGCAUGACAAAGAGGAGUGGCACGUGGAGGCCGCUGCCGUCAUCCAGGAUGUGAAGGACUGUGUUUCUCAGAUUCAAGUAUCUUCCCUUCCCUCCUCAAACACCACAAUCUUUUUCAACCUUACAACCAAGGAAGAAAACACCUACUGCAUUGAGCUGACUGCUUCAGGAUUUAGGAUUGUUGGAGCUAAAUACGACGACAACUCUCAGUCUUCAGAAAAGCACUUUGAAACUCCUUAUGCCUUGCUGGACAGCAUUAGCCCCUUGUAUCGUGUGAGCUUCAGUUCCGCCUUAGCUGCAAAGUUGAUGGCUCUAGCAGGGGAACUUGACCAAUAA